Molecule: messenger RNA, 3816 nt
Organism: Impatiens glandulifera
Lineage: Eukaryota; Viridiplantae; Streptophyta; Magnoliopsida; Ericales; Balsaminaceae
Product: ubiquitin C-terminal hydrolase 12-like
Exons: 32
Coding region: 167-3529 (1120 amino acids)
Biological process (GO): protein deubiquitination; regulation of protein stability
Cellular component (GO): cytosol; nucleus
Molecular function (GO): cysteine-type endopeptidase activity; cysteine-type deubiquitinase activity; protein binding
Source: RefSeq, a predicted model, not a curated record
GCAGCGGCGGCCAAUCAAUCCGCAAAUUCUCUCUCUCUACUUCUUUCUUUCUUUCUCAUCAGAUUCUCUGACCUGUUUUCCCUCGUCACCAGGUUAAAAACUUUUGCUCGCAUUUCCAUUUCACUCGUUACAACUAGAAGCGAUUCUAACACCAUUUUCUCAAUCCAUGACCGUCAUGACUCCUGUUCCGAUUGCUCAAGAGGAUGAGGAGAUGCUUGUCCCACAUCCAGAUUUGGAAGAAGGACCCCAGCCUAUGGAAAUUGUAGCACAACCAGAAGUUAGUAAUGCUCCAGAUAAUCAGUCAGUUGAAGAACCCGAGACAUCAAGGUUUUCAUGGACAGUAGAGAAUUUUUCUAGGUUGAAUACAAAGAAACUCUACUCUGAAAUCUUCAAUGUUGGUGGCUAUAAAUGGAGAGCUCUUAUUUUUCCUAAGGGAAACAAUGUGGACCAGUUGUCCAUGUAUCUAGAUGUUGCAGAUUCAGCGACUUUACCAUAUGGCUGGAGUAGAUAUGCACACUUCAGUUUGGCAGUGGUUAAUCAAAUACAUAACAAGUUCUCUGUAAGAAAAGAUACUCAACACCAGUUCAAUGCACGAGAGAGUGAUUGGGGUUUCACAUCUUUUAUGCCUCUUAGUGAGCUGUAUGAUCCUGGAAGAGGUUAUCUUGUGAAUGAUACUUGUAUAAUUGAGGCAGAGAUAGCAGUGCGCCGUGUUGUUGAUUAUUGGGCACAUGACUCGAAGAAAGAAACUGGAUUUGUUGGACUUAAGAACCAAGGGGCAACUUGUUAUAUGAAUUCUCUCCUUCAAACUCUAUAUCACAUUCCUUAUUUUAGGAAGGCUGUGUAUCACAUGCCUACAACUGAGAACGACUCUCCAUCGGCAAGCAUUCCUUUGGCCCUCCAGAGUUUAUUCUACAAGCUCCAGUAUGCUGAUAGCAGUGUAGCAACAAAAGAGCUGACAAAAUCUUUUGGAUGGGAUACUUAUGAUUCUUUUAUGCAGCAUGAUGUGCAAGAACUUAACAGAGUUCUAUGUGAAAAACUUGAGGAUAAAAUGAAGGGAACUGUAGUGGAGGGUACUAUACAGAAGUUGUUUGAAGGGCAUCACAUGAAUUACAUAGAAUGCAUCAACGUGGAUUACAAAUCUACCAGAAAGGAGUCGUUCUAUGAUCUUCAGCUUGACGUGAAAGGUUGUCGGGAUGUCUACGAGUCUUUUGACAAGUAUGUUGAGGUUGAACGCCUGGAAGGUGAUAAUAAGUAUCAAGCAGAACAACAUGGUUUACAGGAUGCUAAAAAGGGUGUGUUAUUCAUGGACUUCCCACCUGUCCUUCAACUUCAACUUAAGAGGUUUGAAUAUGAUUUCAUGCGUGAUACUAUGGUGAAGAUUAAUGACCGCUACGAGUUCCCGCUUGAACUCGAUCUUGAUCGAGGAAAUUGCAAAUACUUAUCACCUGAAGCUGACAGGAGUGUUCGAAACCUCUACACACUUCACAGUGUUCUAGUUCACAGUGGUGGGGUGCAUGGUGGACACUAUUAUGCCUUCAUAAGGCCAACACUUUGUGAUCAGUGGUUCAAAUUUGAUGAUGAGCGGGUUACUAAAGAAGAUAUAAAAAGGGCUUUAGAGGAACAAUAUGGUGGUGAAGAGGAGUUGCCACAAACGAAUCCAGGAUUUAAUAACACACCCUUUAAAUUCACUAAAUACUCAAAUGCAUACAUGCUCGUGUAUAUACGUGAAAGUGACAAGGAGAAAAUCAUCUGUAAUGUGGAUGAGACAGACAUUGCAGAGCAUCUUAGGGAAAGGUUGAAGAGAGAACAAGAAGAAAAGGAAAUCAAGAAAAAAGAAAAAGCAGAAGCUCAUCUUUAUACCGUUAUAAAGGUUGCACGGAGUGAGGAUCUUCUAAACCAGAUUGGGAAAGAUAUUUAUUUUGAUCUUGUAGAUCAUGAUAAAGUUAGAAGCUUCCGUGUACAGAAGCAAAUGCCUUUUACCGACUUCAAGGAGGAAGUUGCAAAGGAGCUUGGUGUACCUGUGGAAUUCCAUCGUUUUUGGUUGUGGGCGAAACGUCAAAACCAUACAUACCGUCCUAAUAGACCAUUGACACCCUUGGAGGAAACACAAACAGUUGGACAGCUGCGAGAAGUGUCAAAUAAAGUUAAUAAUGCAGAAUUAAAGUUGUUUCUGGAAGUAGAGAUUGGACUGGAUAUGUGCCCUGUUAAACAUCCUGAGAAGACAAAAGAUGAUAUUUUACUUUUCUUCAAGCUAUAUGAUCCUGUGAAGGAAGAACUGCGAUAUGCUGGAAGAUUGUUUGUGAAGGCCAUGAGUAAACCAAUAGAAAUCUUGGCAAAGCUGAAUGAAAUGGUUGGAUAUGCUCCCAAUGAGGAAAUUGAACUUUAUGAGGAAAUAAAGUUUGAUCCACAUGUCAUGUGUGAGCCUAUCGACAAGAAAUCUGCUUUUAGAUCUAGUCAGGCAUGUAUGCAGCUUGAAGACGGGGACAUUGUUUGUUUCCAAAAAUCUAUUUCGGAAAGUGGUGAACAACUCCGCUAUCCAGAUGUUCCUUCAUUUUUGGAAUAUGUCCAAAAUCGCCAGGUGGUACAUUUUCGAGCACUGGAAAAGCCUAAGGAAGAUGAUUUUUGUUUAGAGUUGUCAAAGCAACACACUUAUGAUGAUGUUGGGGAAAGAGUAGCCCAUCAUCUUGGUUUGGAUGAUCCAUCCAAGGUCAGGAUGACAGCUCACAAUUGCUACUCUCAGCAACCCAAACCACAACCUAUCAAAUACCGUGGUGUGGAUCAUUUAUCAGACAUGUUGGUGCACUACAAUCAGACAUCUGAUAUUUUGUAUUAUGAAGUACUGGACAUCCCUCUGCCUGAAUUGCAAGGGCUGAAAACACUGAAAGUAGCUUUUCAUCUCCCAAAGAAAGAUGAAGUGUCUAUACACAUUAUUAGACUUCCUAAGCAGAGUAACGUAGGUGAUGUUAUUAGUGAAUUAAAGACUAAGGUUGAGUUAUCUCAUCCAAAUGCAGAACUCAGGUUGCUCGAAGUGUUUUAUCAUAAGAUCUACAAGAUAUUUCCACUCAAUGAAAAGAUCGAGAAUAUUAAUGAUCAGUAUUGGACCUUGCGAGCAGAAGAGAUUUCUGAAGAGGAGAAAAAUCUUGGCCCUCAUGAUCGCUUGAUACAUGUAUACCAUUUUACUAAAGAGGCUGCUCAAAAUCAAAUGCAGAUUCAGAACUUCGGAGAACCAUUUUUCUUGGUCAUCCAUGAAGGUGAGACGUUGUCUGAUGUCAAACUAAGAAUACAGGCAAAAUUGCAGGUUGCUGAUGAGGAGUUUGCUAAGUGGAAAUUUGCAUUUCUGUCACUAAACCGACCUGAAUAUUUGGAAGACACGGAUGUUGUGUGUAGCAGAUUUCAGAAAAGAGAUGUUUAUGGUGCGUGGGAACAACAGUAUCUGGGGUUAGAACAUACAGAUAAUACUCCAAAAAGAGUCUAUCCAGUAAAUCAGAACCGUCACACCUAUGAGAAGCCAGUGAAGAUUUACAAUUAGCGUAUGGGAAGAAUCUAUGUAUAUCAUAUUUUCUGGACUGGAUAUAACUACUACAGGAGGAAAGAAGAUUGCUUUAAGAGCUAAGCUACAAGAAGGAAAUGAUACUUUUGAUUUUGAUUUUCCCUUAUAUCUGGAUUAAGACAGAGUUAUGGCAACUGGUUAUUUUUGAUCUUAUAUAUGUUUUAAUCCCAAACAAGGCACUUCAGUUGCUGCUCUUUUUUUUAAGCUAACUGGAUACUUGGUUGAUCCUGUGUUUUUUUUUUUUAUAUAUAUCUUGUGCUUGUCUU